Molecule: messenger RNA, 2199 nt
Organism: Sycon ciliatum
Lineage: Eukaryota; Metazoa; Porifera; Calcarea; Leucosolenida; Sycettidae
Product: alpha-adducin-like
Exons: 7
Coding region: 80-991 (303 amino acids)
Cellular component (GO): cytoskeleton; plasma membrane; postsynaptic density
Molecular function (GO): actin filament binding
Source: RefSeq, a predicted model, not a curated record
AUGAGCAAGAGUCACUUCAAAUGAGUUUACACGAAUGGAGUUUCUCAACAAUUAGUUGUAGUGUACAGGUCUGUUAAUUAUGAAUACGUGCAGUAUGAUUCGGGGGACAGGAGAACUGUGCAACUCCUCGGCCGCUGGAAGCACUAUUCCUGUCGAUGAUCUUGAAACCCAGUCCAAAUCUGUUACUCAGAAAUACAGUGAGGGGGAAAUAUUGCUUAGGAGGAAGCUAGCUACACUGUACCGUAUCAUGGAUCAUUUGGGCUGGACACAAGGUAUUUACAAUCACAUAACGGUGCGUGUUUCGCCAGGCAGUGACGAGUUCUUGAUUAAUCCGUUUGGCUUUCACUACAACGAAAUCACGGCUGGCUCCCUGGUCAAGGUUGAUGGUGAUGGCGCAAUCCUUGACGAGGGCUGCACACAGCUGGGUAUCAGUAAGGCCGGGUACACGCUGCACUCAGCUGUACACGCUGGCCGGCCGGACGUGCAGUGUGUCAUUCAUGUCCACACCGAUGUUGGAGCAGCGGUAUCAGCAAUGAAAAGAGGACUUCUGCCCAUCAGCCAAGAGGCAAUGAUUGUUGGUGAAGUCAGCUACCAUGAUUACAACGGGAUUUUUGUGGACGAGGCUGAACGGCAAAAGAUAAUUGAUGACCUGGGACCUAAGAACAUGGUGAUGAUCCUGCGAAACCAUGGACUUGUAGCUAUGGGUAGGACAAUCGAAGAAGCACUUCAUUAUAUCUAUAAUGUGGUGAAGGCCUGCCAAGUGCAAGUCCAUCUACAACAGCUUGGUCCUGAUAUGACUGAUGAGCUGACAGUACCUAGCAAGGCUGUACAAGAGGAUGUUGUCCGUGUCGUCACCAAGGGUGGUGGUGGAGUCAGCUCUGGCUCAUGGGGCAUUGGAGAGCUAGAGUUUGAGGCCCUUGUCAGGGAGCUGCACAGAAAGGGUUGUGCAACUGGUCUUCAGCUGAAAUCGGAACAACUCAUACGCCGGUGAAAGGACGGAAGCAGAACAUUUGGAAAUGUAUCUCCGUGAUUUACAAACAGAUGCCCUCUUACUUCAAGUACUACUGUGAUCACACAGCACUACACACUACUAAAUGUACCCGCUGUGACUGGACAGUAUUCCGCCCUGCCUAGGACUUCAAAAUUACUAGUGAAGGUAUUGUAAGAUGCUACAUUUGAACAUGGUGUUUGGCACAGCAUUUUGUUAUGUUGGGUUUGUGACCACUGGCAAGAUGUGGUAGUAGAGGUAGUGGUGGUAGUGGAGACAGCUUCUCUCCUACCUGCCUGCAUGCUGUAGACUCUUUCCGCUAAUGUAUCCGCCACUAUCCGCCUAUCCGCCACUAUCCGCCCUGAGCAGCUGUGCGACUCAGUACACCUGUGUUGUCCCUCAGUGGACCAUGGUGGACUCAGUGGACGACGGGUUUCGACUCAGUAGUGCCUCAGGAUGUUCCGGUGUGGGAGAACUUACACUGGUUUGGUCUGAAUGGGCACAGUUGAAGAGAAUGCAAGGCUGUUCAACACCGGAACACAGAUCUCUUCCUUUCCCCGAGGAUUCCUGUGGCAGUACGUCCAGGUUAAACACGAUGUGCGUAUUCCUACUUUUAGCCGAUAUCUCUACAGUGUUUUAGACUACACGUGGUGCUUAUAAUUUUGGGAGCAACCAGACAACUUACUUCCUUGCCUUUUAGAUCCCGCUUCAUUUCUCAACAUUCCAUAAUUUCACAUAGCUAUAUUCUCAUAGAUCAGCACAUCAGUUUGGGCCAUUCUUUGUACUGGAUUAGUUCACCUUUGUUCUCGGGUUGAGCUGUUUCUAGCAUCGCCUGGCAUAUCCUGACACCGGAUGUACAGCUUUUAGAACCACUUCAUCAUGGUGAUGAAAGGAACUUUAUCAAAACUAACUUAUUUUUUUAUCCAUCAUAUCUCGCCUGCUUUCAUUUUCCGUGGACUCAGCUGGUCUGGGUUUUAUGAUUCACAACGAACUCUGUUGGUCUGCAUUUCACGGUUUGCAAUGAGCUCAGCUGACCUGGGUUUCAUAGUUUCCUGUUUCUGGUUAGCUCCGGCACUGUUCUACAUAAGUCAUUGCCCCGGUGGUUUAUGUGUGGUGAUUCCUUUGUUCACCCGCUUGUACAUGUACCUGCCCACUACAGUGGACAGUGGAUUGUGUCAUCAGUUCUCGUAAUGCAAGAUGUACCCAUUUGA